Messenger RNA from Cetraspora pellucida, 354 nucleotides. Lineage: Eukaryota; Fungi; Glomeromycota; Glomeromycetes; Diversisporales; Gigasporaceae. The record is from the annotation of a GenBank genome assembly.
CAAAACUAGUAAACGAAUUUGGGAACAAAGCUAUAAACUGCUUAAAAACAAUGAAAUAGAGAAUCCUCCAACCUUAGUAAAAGAAAUAAUUAAUGCAAAUAACAUCCAAAAUGCCAAAAAAUGCAAAGCAGCACUGUGGAUCCAUAUUCAUGCAAUUUAUAAAAUUUGGCAUUGGUUUACUCAAGCAAAAUGGGGCAAUAAUCUAAUAUCAGACAAUAUAAUUAGCAAUAUAACAAAUAGUAGACUUAGAAAAGAAAUUAAAGUACUUAACACUUUACAACGAAGAGAAUCCAAAAAAGGAUCUGCUUCGAAAAAAGAAAUUUUAGACUUUAUUAAUCUAAAUAAUAGCUAUAU